Molecule: messenger RNA, 435 nt
Organism: Saccostrea cuccullata (small rock oyster)
Lineage: Eukaryota; Metazoa; Mollusca; Bivalvia; Ostreida; Ostreidae
Product: profilin-1-like
Exons: 1
Coding region: 1-435 (144 amino acids)
Molecular function (GO): actin binding
Source: RefSeq, a predicted model, not a curated record
AUGUCAUCAUCUUGGUCUACAUGGGUCGAGCGCUUCAUGGCAGAUAAAACUAACAUGGAGAAAUGUGGAAUCUAUGGAAAAACAAACGGAGAACCUUGGGCCGUAUCGGAAGGAAUGGCGGCAACUCCCGAGGAGGUCCAACAUAUCAGUUCCAACUAUGACGACAACGACAUAUUUUUCACCGAGGGAUGUCGAAUCGAGGGAAAGAAAUUCAAUUUCCUGAGAAAAGUGGAAGAAGUCCUGGUUUUCAAGAAGAGUAAGGAGGACCAAAACGAGGCUACCGGAAGUGAAAAAGCAGACAUGCCAUUUUUACUGGCGAUGAAUACCAUUCAAGCGUGUCUGAUAGGAAUCUCAAAGGGAGACGAGGAGAGCAAGUUUAAGGCGAUACGGUUGAUGGAAACUAUUGCCGAGGAACUGAAAAAGACAAAGUAUUAA